AUGUGUCUAGCAAGGCAGAAGAAACCUAAGGCUGUACAUACCAGUAACCAGCGUCUAGGGCCUCGUUGCCAGGACUCCCUUGCCGCCAUCGUCAGCGAACACCGACUACGGGUUACGAAUUACGAUGCUGCUCAGCAACCCUCCGCCUAUCAGCGUCCUUACUGCAUCGCCCGCUUUGAAUCUGCCAAUCUGGGCUGGCUGGAUGAAGUAUGGAUCGUGGACUUGGUCGGUCUCACGGGGCUACCAAAACGACGAUGGGGUUUCCCUUCUUCCAGUCUGUCUUCCAUUCUGAUUCUUGUUGCGGGCUUCGAGAAUUCUCUUUGA
Aspergillus clavatus NRRL 1 is the source of this 324-nucleotide messenger RNA. RefSeq lists its product as uncharacterized. NCBI's taxonomy places the organism in Eukaryota, Fungi, Ascomycota, Eurotiomycetes, Eurotiales, Aspergillaceae. The record is from RefSeq and is a predicted model, not a curated record. The coding region runs from base 1 to 324 and encodes 107 amino acids. The transcript is spliced from 2 exons.